Messenger RNA from Aphidius gifuensis, 918 nucleotides. RefSeq lists its product as uncharacterized. The record is from RefSeq and is a predicted model, not a curated record. The transcript is spliced from 5 exons. Lineage: Eukaryota; Metazoa; Arthropoda; Insecta; Hymenoptera; Braconidae. The coding region runs from base 67 to 918 and encodes 283 amino acids.
AGUACAGAUAACCCGUUUGUAUCAAUAAAAAAAAAACUUGUUUUUAACAACAAAAAAAACACAAACAUGGCAAACCGAUCGUCAAAUAUUUCAUCUGCAAAAAAAUCAGAUAUAAUUAAUUCGUCAAAUUCAUCGUUGAAUAGUUCAUCAACAUCAACAAGUGAUAUAAAAUCAUUGCAGCUAAAAAAAUUGAUUGGUAAAGUUAAACAAUCAAAAAUAAUAUUUGUUGGUACAUAUACUGAAAGAAGAUUGGUCCAACGAGUUACAUCAGAAUACAGAGACAUUGUUGUUGUCAACAAAGAAGAAGAAGAUUUGAUAGCAUGUUUGAAAAAGAUUCAAAGAGUUAUUCAUGAAGAAUUUGGUGAUGAAAAAUGGCUUGGAAUAACAUGCAAUCAAGUUGAAGGUGAAUCACUUGAUUACAAUCUUUGGGUUGAGUUGGACAAGGUACCAUUUGGUAAACAUUGGUUCCAAAUGAAAUCAUUAAAAAUCAAGGACAAUACUGUUCAAUUACAAUUAAAAUAUUUAAGAUCAUUUCAAGCUACAGACAGAGAAUAUUUACAUGAUGAUAAUCAACCGACAUUUGAUUUAAAUAAAAUACUUACGUAUAAUAACAUGUGUGAAGCUAUUAAAUUCACAGCAGUACUUGUGAUGAGUAUAAUAACUUUGUCAGGUCAUGUAUUAUGGCACACAAGUAAUUACAGUAUAAAAAUAACACGUGAAUUGUCAAAUUUAAUUAGAGCAUUGACACCAGUUAUAUUUGGAUUUUAUGAAUUAUUAUCAAAAUGCAUUGGUGGAAUUUAUUGGCUAAUCUACAUGUUGUUUCAAGGCAAUUCAAGGGGUCCAAUCAUGCCACCACCAAUGGCUAUUAUGCCAAACAACAAACAAAGAUCAUAUAAUCAUCAAAAUUAUUAUCGAUAA